Molecule: messenger RNA, 273 nt
Organism: Nematocida parisii ERTm1
Lineage: Eukaryota; Fungi; Microsporidia
Exons: 1
Coding region: 1-198 (65 amino acids)
Source: RefSeq, a predicted model, not a curated record
AUGAAGGGAUUUAUUUAUAUUUUUACUAUUUUAAUAAUAUUAAAUUUAAUUAGCGUAAAGGCCAGAAGGUGUGUGCCACAGGCUGGCUGUGGAAAGGCAAGGAACUACAGAACAAAUGACUGUGACAGUACACAUGACUAUAACAGGACAGGUGACUGUAACAGGACAGGUAAGUGCUGUGGGGGUAGAUGCUGCUAAGUACAUAAUAUAUAACACAAUAUGUUAUAUAUCAUGAAUACAUUGAAUUAUUAUUUAAAUAAAAUUCUAGUAGAA